AUGGCGUUAUUGUGGUCUGUAGUGUGGUUGCUCUCGUGGCUACUGCUGCAGCUCACGAAGUUGGCGUUGCACCUCGCACCAGCAGCUGCGUCGCUCACGACGCUAUCCGCUACUGUCUUAGUGUAUAUUAUGACGACUCAAGCACUGGAACACAGCGUUCUGGCGUUGGUACAUCGCUCCAAGUGGUACCAGACUUCGAGUUACGACGACUUGCGACGGGAGUUCUAUUGCGGAUACUGGCUCGUCACUCUGCUCUACGUUCUUGCGUCGGUCUUGUGGAUCUACUUUACAGAGAGAGGAGGCAACCGUUACGUCUACGGAGCGACUUUCUGUGUCUUUUGGUGGGGCGUGCAGCUGGCGGCGGUCGUGGCGCUCACCCCCAUGAAAGUGGCGAGGGCGAGCAUGAAGAUGGCGAUGGAACAGGCGUUUGUGGGUGCAUGGAAGUGA
Molecule: messenger RNA, 447 nt
Organism: Peronospora matthiolae
Lineage: Eukaryota; Oomycota; Peronosporomycetes; Peronosporales; Peronosporaceae
Source: the annotation of a GenBank genome assembly